This is a messenger RNA of Naegleria gruberi, 1395 nucleotides long. RefSeq lists its product as uncharacterized. The transcript has a single exon. The record is from RefSeq and is a predicted model, not a curated record. Lineage: Eukaryota; Heterolobosea; Eutetramitea; Acrasida; Naegleriidae. The coding region runs from base 1 to 1395 and encodes 464 amino acids.
AUGCAGGUAGCUCCUACACGAAACUUCACCCAAUUCAUUCCCAUAGAAUUUGCAAACAAUAAACAAGUGGUUUUGGAAUGUGUUUCUAGAAAAGGAAAUUUCCUCAGGUUUGCAUCUGAUAAUCUAAAAUCUGAUCCUCACGUAGUUUUGGAGGCAUUGGCACAAAACGAAACUGCUUUCGAAUGGGCUAACCCAGAGUUUAAGAAGGAUACGGAGUUUAUUUUACGAGCAGUGAAGAGAAAUGGCGAAGUUUUUCAUCACAUUGAUGAAGAACUUAAAAGAAAUGAAGCAUUUGUAUUGGAUUGUGUUAAAGAAAAUGGUUGGAUUCUGACGCAUGUUUCACAAGAAUUGAAAAACAAUAGAGAUUUCAUUAAGAGAGCUGUCAAAUAUUAUGGAAGAGCUGUUACAUUUACAAAUGAAGAGCUGAGAAAUGACAAGUCAAUCGUGUUGGAUGCAGUUCGGCAAGAUGGUUAUGUUCUCAGAUAUUUAUCAAAUUUAAUGCAAAAUGACAGGGAGGUAGUUUUGGAAUCUGUCAAACAAAAUGGAAUAGCACUCCAAUUUGCAUCAUUCAAAUUGAGAAAUGACAAGGAGGUUGUUUCUGAGGCUGUGAAACAAAAACCCUCAUCUCUUGAAUAUGCAUCAUUUGAUCUAAGACACGAUCGUGAAUUGAUUGAUUUAGCUUUAGCAAUACAACCAAUAGUUAUAUGGGAUCAACCAAAAACGACAAUUCUUCAUUCCCAAAUAUUCAUCACCUUCAAUAAUUUCAAUACUUUGGCAAGUGACAAUCAAUUCAGAGUAUCAUUUUUUGACGAGAUGAACGAGAAUGAUAUUGAACUUAUGGAACUAAUGAUGGAUAUCUCUCUAUCUUCAGUCACUGAUGAACAAAAGGAUGAUCGAUUCACAAUUCUACAAGCUGUCAAAAAGGAAGGACAUUACUUAAUGUUUGCUUCUGACAGAUUGAAGAAUGACAAAGAGAUUGUACUAGAGGCAGUUAAACAAAAUCCAUGGGCAUUUAAAUAUGCAUCUGUAGCCCUUCAGCAAGACAAUGAAAUUAUUUUGGAAGCUCUCAAAAAGAAUGGCAGUAUGGUAAAAUUCUGUUCCUUUAAAGUGAGGAAUGAUAAGGAAUUGGUAAUGGUGGCUGUAAAACAGAAUGGCUCUUCUCUCAAGUAUGCAUCAGAUAGGUUGAAAGUUGAUAAGAAAAUAGUAUUGGAAGCUCUGAAACAAACUGACAAGGCACUAGAAUUUGCAAAUAUUCAAGACUUGCUGAAGAAUGACUUUGAAUUCAAGAUGGAAUUGGUACGGGAAGUUGGAUAUUCAGAAGUCUAUUCAGAUGAUUUCUUCCUGAUAAGAAUGAAUUAUUUAGGGGUUUAUGCUGAUAGAAUUUCUAAACUUUAA